Parastagonospora nodorum SN15 is the source of this 312-nucleotide messenger RNA. RefSeq lists its product as hypothetical. Lineage: Eukaryota; Fungi; Ascomycota; Dothideomycetes; Pleosporales; Phaeosphaeriaceae. The transcript is spliced from 2 exons. The coding region runs from base 1 to 312 and encodes 103 amino acids. The record is from RefSeq and is a predicted model, not a curated record.
AUGUGGCCGCCUCCUACAAACCUCAUCUAUCGCACAAGACAGCACUACUGCACGGUCAGUCUUGCUACCCAUCUUUCUCCGUGUGUCCCGUACAUCACUUGGGCCGACGUCUCUUACAUUACCCCUCUCACGGGACGUCCAUGGUGCCAGCGUUGGACGCCUGAGGUUGCUCUGAUCGCCUUCCGAAUAACGCAUCGUACCAAGCUCGAAACACGCCUCAUCUGUCGCCAUCCCCGACUUGCCCAAUCCAUCGAGACUUUCCAACGUGGACCUAGAGACGAGCCCGAACAUCACAACCGUAACAGGAUUUAG